Messenger RNA from Ictidomys tridecemlineatus (thirteen-lined ground squirrel), 387 nucleotides. Lineage: Eukaryota; Metazoa; Chordata; Mammalia; Rodentia; Sciuridae. The record is from RefSeq and is a predicted model, not a curated record.
GAAUUGAAGUAUAACAUUAAUAGUUUGAACCUCCACUACCUCAACCGGAUUCUGAAUGUCAAAAAGCAGAGUGUCUAUUUGAUGCCUUUGAGGAACUCAGGAACUUCCAGCAACCCAGGCUCUCUAGACGAAACCGCCUAUGAAAGACUAGCAGAGGAAACACUGGACGCCUUGGCGGAGUUUUUUGAAGACCUUGCAGACAAGCCCUGUACACUGGAGGACUAUGACGUCUCCUUUGGGAGUGGUGUCCUAACAGUUAAACUGGGUGGAGAUCUAGGAACCUAUGUGAUCAACAAGCAGACCCCAAACAAGCAAAUCUGGUUAUCAUCUCCCUCCAGGUAUGUUCAGAAGUUGAAAUCUGUACUGGUUUAACUUGCUUGAAAUGUG